Peromyscus leucopus (white-footed mouse) is the source of this 4159-nucleotide messenger RNA. It is a transcript of the gene Galnt2, whose product is annotated as polypeptide N-acetylgalactosaminyltransferase 2. The coding region runs from base 205 to 1839 and encodes 544 amino acids. The record is from RefSeq and is a predicted model, not a curated record. NCBI's taxonomy places the organism in Eukaryota, Metazoa, Chordata, Mammalia, Rodentia, Cricetidae. The transcript is spliced from 16 exons. Gene Ontology annotation, cellular component: Golgi apparatus.
AGGAAAUUCGAGAGCCGCCUGUAACCUGUGACCUGCUAUGUCCUGAGCCUACAUUCUCUGUCCUUAGCAGGUGAGAUUUGACCCAAGUGGUCACAUCUGCUGGCUGCCUAGCGCUGCAUUAUGGGAAAGGUCCGAAGCCACUGCUGGGUCAGAGCUCAAAUGGAGCCUGGACGCUGUUGAGUGAGGUUCUCGGGCGCGUGUGUAAUGGAGGAGGGCGUGCACACAGAGGCGCAGAAGCAGCUGCAGAAGGAUGACUGGAACGACAUCGACUCCAUUAAAAAGAAAGACCUUCACCACAGCAAUGGAGAUGAGAAAGCACAGAGUGUGGAGACCCUCCCCCCAGGGAAAGUCCGGUGGCCAGACUUUAACCAGGAGGCGUAUGUUGGUGGAACAAUGGUUCGCUCUGGGCAGGACCCCUACGCACGCAACAAGUUCAACCAAGUAGAGAGUGACAAGCUGCGUAUGGAUCGAGGCAUUCCUGACACCCGGCAUGACCAGUGUCAGCGGAAGCAGUGGCGGGUGGACCUGCCAGCCACCAGCGUGGUAAUCACAUUUCACAAUGAAGCCAGAUCAGCCUUGCUGCGGACGGUGGUCAGUGUCCUUAAGAGGAGUCCACCGCAUCUCAUCAAGGAGAUAAUCCUGGUGGACGACUACAGCAAUGACCCUGAGGACGGGGCCCUGUUGGGGAAAAUUGAGAAAGUGAGGGUCCUGAGAAACGACCGACGGGAAGGUCUGAUGCGCUCUCGGGUCCGGGGUGCCGACGCUGCCCAGGCCAAGGUCCUGACCUUCCUGGACAGUCACUGUGAAUGUAACGAGCGAUGGCUGGAACCGCUGCUGGAGCGGGUUGCUGAGGACAGGACCCGGGUUGUAUCCCCCAUUAUUGAUGUCAUUAACAUGGACAACUUCCAGUAUGUGGGUGCCUCUGCUGACCUCAAGGGUGGUUUUGACUGGAACUUGGUGUUCAAGUGGGAUUACAUGACGCCAGAGCAGAGGAGGUCCCGGCAGGGGAACCCAGUCGCCCCUAUAAAAACCCCCAUGAUUGCUGGUGGCCUGUUUGUGAUGGACAAGCUCUAUUUUGAAGAGCUGGGGAAGUACGACAUGAUGAUGGAUGUGUGGGGAGGAGAGAACUUGGAGAUCUCAUUCCGAGUGUGGCAGUGCGGUGGCAGCCUUGAGAUCAUUCCGUGUAGCCGUGUGGGACACGUGUUCCGGAAGCAGCACCCCUACACGUUCCCAGGUGGCAGUGGCACUGUCUUUGCCCGGAACACCCGCCGAGCAGCAGAGGUCUGGAUGGAUGAAUACAAAAACUUCUACUACGCAGCAGUGCCUUCUGCCCGAAAUGUGCCCUAUGGAAAUAUUCAGAGCAGGCUGGAGCUCAGGAAAAAGCUGGGCUGCAAGCCCUUCAAGUGGUACCUGGACAAUGUCUACCCAGAGCUAAGGGUUCCAGACCACCAAGACAUAGCUUUUGGGGCCUUGCAGCAGGGAACCAACUGCCUGGACACACUGGGACACUUUGCUGAUGGAGUCGUUGGAAUUUAUGAAUGUCACAACGCUGGAGGGAACCAGGAGUGGGCCCUGACGAAGGAGAAGUCUGUGAAACACAUGGACCUGUGCCUCGCUGUGGUGGACCGCUCGCCCGGCUCCCUCGUCAGGCUGCAGGGAUGCCGGGAGAACGACAGCAGACAGAAGUGGGAGCAGAUCGAGGGCAACUCCAAGCUGCGCCACGUGGGCAGCAACCUGUGCCUGGACAGCCGCACAGCCAAGAGCGGAGGCCUGAGUGUGGAGGUGUGUGGUCCGGCCCUGUCACAGCAGUGGAAAUUCUCACUCAACCUGCAGCAAUAAGAGGCCCCAGGGGCCUGCCGUCCACCUGCACACCAGCCCAGUUUGGUGAUCACGUUAUUAUGUUUCAGAAACUUUCCGCAAAACUAUAUACCUCAGUGUUCCAUCAUGGUCUGAAAGUCUUAAGUCUUCAGCGAGGCAUGAGCUGGGCUGGCACUGUGCAGAAGAGGAAAUGAGCCCCUGGGGCUCGGGACAGAGGGUCCCUCCCAAGGCUGGCAUCCUCUGCCUCCCACUUUCUACUUUCUGCCCACUCCCCAGCAGAGGAACAGCCCAGUGCUGGCCGGAACAAGUGGACAAGCAGCAAGCAUGUUUAUAUUGAGGACAGAGGGAACGGGCAGCUGCCCUCACAGCAAGAACUCAAAAAUCUCCAGUUUGUUUUUUUACCCAUCCAAAAUCAUGUGUGUGAACCAGGCAUGGUGGCCAGUGCCUGUAAUCCCAUCACUCAGGAGGCGGAGGCAGGCAAGACCCUGUCUGAGGAGAAAAAGUGGUUUCCACAAAGCCGACCUUUCCUUGCAGACUUCCUCGUUUCUCUGUCCUUGCACCUCUGGGCGCAGCUGGCCUCCCAGCCACUUCCUUCUUCCACUGGCAUACUUGCUGCGUUUGAAUACGGACUUUCCUAUGAGUGGGACACUAAAUAGAGAUACACAUAAAGAGAAUGACGGUCAGUUCCCUGUGCUUCCCCACAUCGUCAUCUCGUGAACCCCGCAGCGCAGCGCAGCUCUGCAGAGGGGCCUGCGCUCCCAGAGCCAGAGGUGACAUCACUGUCUCUGGAGCCUCACCAGCCAGGCCAUGCUGCUCUGCCAGCUGCAGGGGUCCCCGAACCACUGGCCCCAGCCCCCAAACGUCAAUGUUGGACUUCAGCUAGGGAACUGCGGCUGGGUUAGAACGUCUGCUGUGUGCCCAUCGUCGUCUAUAAACCUAACUAGGUUACCUCUUUUGGCAAGUUAUUACUUUGAGUUUUCUUUUAAAAUUAGAUUUCUUUUCUUUAGGAAAACUCAAUCCCACAGCUUCUAACUAAUGUGAGCCAGCAGGACCCCACUGCCUUGUGACAGGCCAGGACCCUGGACAGCUGUCACAUGCUAUUUCUAGGCUCGUAGUGGUCUGAGACCCUGUAUUUGGGUCUUGGGCACUAACUGAGCUGCUGGCAGAGCACAGAGGACCAGCCUUUUAGCAUGUGGGUGAACCCCACAUGUCUGCAGCCCUGGUACAGGUGAUACCCCCAGAUAGAGCCACAGGCAGGUGCAGGAACUGUGGGUAGAGUUAGGACCAUAGGGCCUGUGCUUUUACACUGAGGACCCAGGCCUGUGUCAGCCACAGAGAUGGCCUGGGUGCCUGCCCGGUAGGGCUGCAAGCAUCACACACGAACAUCUCAGGUGUCCCCGAGACCACAGGAACCAUAGUUGGAGGUGGUCAGAGAGCCUGUGAGUGAGUGCUCUGCUUCCCACCUGCGCCAAAAGGGGGCGUGGCUAGUUCUCUUCUGCUUGAGGAGCUCCAUAUAUGUGCACACCGUGACCACGGACCCUCUGGGAAGGCCUGGCCAGGUGCUGACCCUCUGUCUUUUCAGCCCCUGCCAAGCAGCCAGCAAACGAGGCAUUAUAACAGACAGGGUGCCCUUGUGUCUGGUUAAGUCCACACAUGCCCACCUUCCCAGGUAGGCUCUGAGGAAUGUCACUCACAGGUACAGGUGCAAGGCUGUCAAGGAGAAGGCAGGCGUUUAGUCCAAGCAUAGUCGAUGCUGUUAAGCCCCGACACCUCUGCAGUGCUUUGAUCAGAGUGAAAACCACAGGUGUGGAGCAGCACAUCUGUGUUUUGAAGUAGGUGUGGGUGGAGCUUCCCACCACGCACCGGCACCCCACCCCACCCUGUGCUCUCCUGUGUCACCUUUACCAUCUGAGUGUCUGGCCACCAGGGUGCAGCUCAGCCCUCCUCUGAACAGAGGGGACUGGGCAGGGCCCUGCCGUGAGCCAUGUUUACAUGACAGCGUGCCAAAGUGACUCACCAUGCUUGCAUUGUUUCCUAGUCAUCGGGGCUAUCCCACCCUCCCACUCCUGUUUUUAAAACUAAAAACUCCCAGGAGCCCUGGGCGCCCGCAGGCAAAGGUGGUUGUCUUCUGUGGUGGUCCUCGAGUCUCCGUGAAGCUGAAAAUGAUGGUGUCUGUGAGUAUGUUUUGCAAAUUCAAAAUAUAGUUUGGUAAUUUUUUUUCCAGUUAAUUUUUAAAAGAACUGCUGUACAGAGCUUGUACUUUGUCCAUUUUAUAGAUGGAAACCAUCCUUGAAAUUAACUUAAAUAAAGAGAAGAUACUUUAUAGAUAAUGCUAAGCUGC